Dendroctonus ponderosae (mountain pine beetle) is the source of this 856-nucleotide messenger RNA. RefSeq lists its product as uncharacterized. Bases 249 to 695 code for a protein of 148 amino acids. The transcript has 2 exons. The record is from RefSeq and is a predicted model, not a curated record. NCBI's taxonomy places the organism in Eukaryota, Metazoa, Arthropoda, Insecta, Coleoptera, Curculionidae.
UUUUCACUUUCAGAUACCUGAACAAUGAUAUAUUUUUUUUGAGUGAGUCUAGUACAAUACUUUUGCUUCCUGUUUCGAUAUCAUUUGGUUUAAAUUUGUACCCACACGAGCAGAUAUUUUUACCGCAAAACCUCAAAUGGAACUUAAAGAUACGCUUCCAUAUACACAGAGAUUAGCAGCUUGCCAUUAUAACAAAAGUAUUUUUAAUAAUUUCAUUAUUUCUGUGAUCGAGCGCGGAUCAUUUUAACAUGAAUAAUAUAAUUUCGGUUUCGUUCUUAGCUUUACUUUUUAUAGUAGUUUCUAAUAGCAAACAUAUUCCCGACGGUUAUUACACUGGAGGUGUGGUCACUUAUUGGCCUUCCACCACUAAACCCUCUGUGGAAAUACAAAGUGAGAAAAAUUCAAAAAGCAGUACAGAAGCGGAUGCUCAACAUGAGCCAGGAUGGAUGAGAAAACAGCUCUUAAGAUUUGGUCAAGCUGCCUCCAAAGUUGGUAACGCUAUGGGUGCUCAUGCCAACAAAAUAUCAGCUGCUCUGGACAAGAUAUGUGAAGUAAUCAAAACCGUUAUCCCUCUUUUGGCUGCCGUUUGCCAUGUUGGUCAAUUUGGGUUCUGUUCUGCAACCAAUGAAGCUCCUAUCAAACUGGUGGAGGCCAUGAAUCCUGCGGAGCUAGAUCUGGAUAGUCUGGAUAGAUAGGAUUUGAAUAAACAUACUGUAUAUGGGUUAUUUUUAUAUUUUAUAAAAGCUACAUGUAUUGCAUAUUUAUUUGAAAGUUAAUAGUUAUUUCUAUUAGUAAUAGCGUUAGUUAACAUUAUUUGUUAUAGAAUGAUCCUUGAAUAAAAUUGGAAACUUUGUCA